AUGCAGUUCAUCACCGUCUUCAUUGCUACCCUGGCCGCCGUGGCCUCUGCAUCCCAGACUGCUGAGAAGCGUUCCUGCAUCGCCAACUACGAUGUUGCUUGCCAGAGUGGGGGCACCCCUUGCUGCGAUGGCUGGCAGUGUGUUGGCGCCACUCAGUGGAGUGACGGUGUUUGCAUCCCCAACUAA
Penicillium pulvis is the source of this 186-nucleotide messenger RNA. RefSeq lists its product as uncharacterized. Lineage: Eukaryota; Fungi; Ascomycota; Eurotiomycetes; Eurotiales; Aspergillaceae. The record is from RefSeq and is a predicted model, not a curated record. Bases 1 to 186 code for a protein of 61 amino acids. The transcript has 2 exons.